Molecule: messenger RNA, 303 nt
Organism: Mesorhabditis belari
Lineage: Eukaryota; Metazoa; Nematoda; Chromadorea; Rhabditida; Rhabditidae
Source: the annotation of a GenBank genome assembly
AUGGGUGAUGUGGAGAAUGAGGAGAAUGAGGAGAAUGAGGAGAAUGAGGAGAAUGAGGAGAAUGAGGAGAAUGAGGAGAAUGAGGAGAACGAGGAGAAUGAGGAGAAUGAGGAGAAUGAGGAGAAUGAGGAGAAUGAGGAGAAUGAGGAGAAUGAGGAGAAUGAGGAGAAUGAGGAGAAUGAGGAGAAUGAGGAGAAUGAGGAGAAUGAGGAGAAUGAGGAGAAUGAGGAGAAUGAGGAGAAUGAGGAGAAUGAGGAGAAUGAGGAGAAUGAGGAAUUUAUUAGAUAUUUAACUAAGGAUUUC